ACAUGAAGCACUUGAUAUGAAAGAGUUUUUCUCUUCGGUAUGGCGUCAAGUGCAACUGGAAAUUAAGUGAAAUUUGGCGAGGAGAAUACUGAGAAAAAUGCUGUUUAGAAGAAGUAAACAGGCUACAUAGUUCACUUAUUCUCACCUUAAAGCUGUUUAACUGUGUGCAAUUUCCCAUUUUGCAGUCACUUGACUGCUUUUUUACUGCUAUAGACAGCUGCCUGCUAAUGCUAGGCCAGUAGAAAAGGUUGCUAAUCGAGCGUUGAAAGGCCAUCACAAAACGGAGACUUUUCAGUUACAAAACAAAAUGAGUAGUUCUCGUCUAGAGCAUUCUAGGAGAGAGGAGGAAUUGUCAGAUGAAAGUGAUACUGGUGAAGCUGAGGACUCUAGAUCUGAGCAAGAGGAUCAGGAUGGUGAGGAGUCACAUGUGGUGGGAUAUUCACAAUGUAAUGAACAUGAUGCGCCUGUACCAAAGAGCAAGUUAACAGUACGAUCAGCAAUAACCUUGGGAGUUUUGGUUUUUAUCAAUCUUCUAAAUUAUAUGGACAGGUUUACAGUCGCAGGUGUCCUCACCCAGAUUCAAAAAUAUUUUGACAUUGAAUAUAAGACUGCUGGACUCCUUCAGACUGUCUUCACCUGCAGUUACAUGGUUUUUGCACCUUUGUUUGGAUAUCUUGGAGAUCGGUAUUCAAGAAAGUAUGUCAUGGCUGCUGGAAUCCUGAUCUGGAGUGUUACAACCUUCCUUGGUUCCCUAGUAAACAGUGAGCAACUUGUUUGGUUUUUUGUUAUACGUGGCCUUGUUGGUAUAGGAGAAGCCAGCUACUCAACUGUAGCACCAACCAUCAUAGCAGAUAUGUUUCUAGGUGAUAGCAGAACAAAAGCACUAUCAUUGUUCUAUUUUGCAAUACCCUGUGGCAGUGGUUUAGGCUACAUUGUUGGAUCAAAGGUUGCUGAAGCAGCUGGUGAUGACUGGCACUGGGCUUUUCGUGUGACACCUGGACUUGGUGUGCUCUGUGUCAUUCUCUGUAUGUUUGUUGUCCAUGAGCCAAAACGGGGUGCAGUUGAAAGUGAAUCACCCGAUCUUAAAGAUGUGUCUGCUUCACUGCACCAUGAGUCAUCCAGCUAUCUUGAUGAUAUUAAAUCCAUUUUCAAGGUGAAAAGCUUUGUCCAUGCAACUGUCGGUUUUACUUGUGUCUCUUUUGUGGUUGGGAGUUUAGCAUUUUGGGCACCAUCAUUUGUUCUGUACUCAGAGCAAGCAAGAGGGAAAGAUGUUAAAAUUGAUGAUGUCAGCUACAUAUUUGGCAUUAUCACCUUUCUUACUGGAGUAAUUGGUGUCUGGACAGGCUCUGAAAUUUCACGAAGAUACAGAAAGAAAAACAAGAAAUCAGAUGCAAUUGUUUGUGGAUUGGGUAUCUUUGCAUCGAUUCCAUUCUUGUACUUUUCUUUAUACCUCGCCGACAAGAUGAUUUACUUAACCUGGGUUCUUAUAGCGCUUGGUGAGAUUCUGCUUUGCCUCAACUGGGCACCAAACGCAGACCUACUUUUGUAUGUCAUUGUGCCAAGCAGAAGGUCCACCGCAGAGGCUGUGCAAAUUCUAUUGAUCCAUUUAUUUGGUGAUGCAACGAGCCCAUUUAUUGUUGGUAAUAUUGCUGAUGCUGUGCAGGGAAACGACCAGUCGGCUUUUGCCAAGCAAAAAGCAUUGCUGUACGCUCUGCUCAUAACACCAUUUGUCAGUUUGCUUGGCGCGAUUGCAUACUACUUCUGUGCGAAGCAUUUGGUUCAUGACAGAGAGGUAGCUGAGAAAACAACAAAGAAGGCUUCUGAAGAGGAGAACCAAAAGUACUUGGAAUCGAUGCCGCCGUCAAAUGGUGAUCAAGAAGACCCCGCAGCGACAGUGUGUGUGAGGCAGGGACAAGAAGGCAUUGACUAUGGGCAGAGUGAUGAAAUUGCCAGUGACAAAGAGCAACUGAUUCCAGCAGUCAGUUUCAGAGACUAAAGGGAAAGACAGAAGCGUCAAGGUUGAUAUAGCAUAUUUGACUAAUUGUUUAGAAAUUCACAAAAACGAAUUUUGUAAUGCUAGGUAAGUGUUGAGUGUAAGGAGAGUGUUGCAAUUGAUUAUUGUAAAUCGACUUAGAUUUUUUAUGUUUUGCCAAGAGAUCAUGCAAUAAAUUUAGGCUAUUUGAACAUACUGAUUAAGUUAUUAACAUAUUUGUAUAAUUAUUUUGCAACAAGUGAUAGCACAGCCAGAUUUUCCCAUCCCAAUCUUUCAAGGCACAAUUUCUUAGCCUGCCUAAGACCUUACUGACUAAACUUAGUGAAUUUGAAAACAGAAUGAACUUUUCCAUAUUUCGUUUUUUUAUUGACAAUGAUUAUAAAAAACUAGCCACAUAUUCGUAUUUUGUAAAGAAUAGAUUGAUUGCUUUUUACCUGAGGUAGUGCUAACUCUGAUGUUUGCGCCUGUGCCUAGAAAUUUCUCAUGUUGAUCUUUAGUCAAUGGGUGAGUGCCUCGAAUUGAUGAAUGUGUUAGUGCCUCGAGUUGGUAAAUUUCUGUUGCAGCGUCUGUUAAGUGAGGCUGUAGCGAAACAGGCUCAUGGGGUAAGUCCACCCAAUCGGUUAAUAUUUACCAGCAUUUUUUGGUAUACCCAUGUAAAGCUAUGAAACACAACGAUUCUCAUAGCUUGGGUAUUAAACAAUAGUUUUUGUAUAGAUUUUUGGGGUAGCACUAAAAUGCAUACGUUUUCAAUAGAAACUGUUAACAUUGCAGAGAUACGUCGGUAAGGUUUAUUGAAAUGAAGCUUAAGACUACCUA
This is a messenger RNA of Rhopilema esculentum, 2809 nucleotides long. Its product is annotated as protein spinster homolog 1. Gene Ontology annotation, biological process: transmembrane transport. Gene Ontology annotation, molecular function: transmembrane transporter activity. The record is from RefSeq and is a predicted model, not a curated record. NCBI's taxonomy places the organism in Eukaryota, Metazoa, Cnidaria, Scyphozoa, Rhizostomeae, Rhizostomatidae. Gene Ontology annotation, cellular component: membrane.